AUGGCGAGCGACCUGAUCAACGGCGGAGGGGAGGAGGUCAAUCUGGAAGGCGCUUCACCUUACAGUGCAGCCAAAACUACUAUUGCACACAACUGGAAAUCGCCUCAGGUUCCGAGUAUGGAAUGUUGGCUGCUCGAAGGUGGGAUGUCCUUUGAAGCUGUGGCUGUGUAUUUCACCUUGGGGGAGUGGACCCUGCUGAGCCCAACCCAGAGAACUCUCUACAAGGAAGUCAUGCUGGAGAAUUUUGGGAAUGUGACCUCUCUGGGACCUCAGAUUGCCAAACCUGAUCUCAUAUCCUGGCUGGAAGAAGAGGAAGAGCUGUUUCUUGAGAUCGCUGAUGAAGAGGAGGGAUUGACAGGAGGCGUGUUCAAAUUAGCAGAUGAACCAUCUGAGCGUCUCAGGAUACAGAAAAAGGAUGCAUAUUCAGAUGUGAAAGACAAACUUGAAUAUAGCAAUGCAUUGAGGAAUGAGGAGGGAAAGCAUCCAUAUAAAGGGAUAAACACUUCUGGUCUUCUACAAGGGGGUGACUCUCUACUGGAAAAAAUAUGCAAAGGAAUGAAGAGGAAUAUGUGUACUGCAAGCAGGGAAAUGGUUAAUAUUUGCCAAAACUCAUACGGCAAGAGGAAAAUAUAUAAAUGUCUGGAGUGUGGUAAAAGCUUUAGGCAAAAAUAUAUGUUAACUUCCCAUCAAAGAAUUCUUAAGGGGGAAAAAUCUUUUCAAUGCCUUGAUUGCAGAAAAAGUUUCAGUGAGAGUGGACACCUUGCUUCCCAUCAAAAAAUUCACAUAGGGGAGAAACGGUAUAAAUGCAUGGAAUGUGGGAAGUCCUUUAGUCGAAGAGGAAACCUUGCUCGCCAUCAAAGAAUUCACACAGAUGAGAAGCUGUAUAAAUGCAUGGAAUGUGGGAAAACCUUUAGUUGGAGAGGAAACCUUGCUCGCCAUCAAAGAAUUCACAUAGGGGAGAAACGGUAUAAAUGCAUGGAAUGUGGGAAGUCCUUUAGUCGAAGAGGAAACCUUGCUCGCCAUCAAAGAAUUCACACAGAUGAGAAGCUGUAUAAAUGCAUGGAAUGUGGGAAAACCUUUAGUUGGAGAGGAAACCUUGCUCGCCAUCAAAGAAUUCACAUAAGGGAGAAACUGCAUAAAUGCAUGGAAUGUGGAAAAACCUUUAGUCGUAGAGGAAACCUUGCUCGCCAUCAAAGAAUUCACACAGGGGAGAAACUGCAUAAAUGCAUGGAAUGUGGGAAAACCUUUAGUCGGAGAGGAAACCUUGCUCACCAUCAAAGAAUUCACAUGGGAGAGACGCCGUAUAGAAGCCUGCAAUGUGGAAAAGGCUUCAGUCUGAGGGACAGCCUUAGUCACCAUCAAAAAAUUCACACAGGGGAGAAGCCAUAUAAAUGUUUAGAGUGUGGGGAAAGCUUCAGUCAGAGUGGAAGUCUUGCUUCCCAUCAAAGAAUUCACAGAGAGCAGAAAUCAUAUAAAUGCAUGGAGUGCAAGAAAAGCUUCAGUCACAGUGGAAUACUAGCUUCCCAUCAAAGAACUCACACAGGGGAGAAACCACACAAAAGCAUGGAAUGUGGGAAAAGCUUUAGUGUAAAAGCCAAGCUUUCUAUGCAUCAACGAAUUCACACAGGGGAGAAGCCAUAUAGAUGCCUGCAAUGUGGGAAAAGCUAUAGACGGAGAGGAAGCCUUGCUUGUCAUCAAAGUAUUCACACAGGGGAGAAGCCUUAUAGAUGCUUACAAUGUGGAAAAAGCUUCAGAUGGAGGGCUAGCCUUGGUCGCCAUCAAAGUAUUCACACAGGAGAGAAGCCAUAUAGAUGCCUGCAAUGUGGGAAAAGCUAUAGACUGAGAGGAAGCCUUGCUCGUCAUCAAAGUAUUCACACAGGGGAGAAGCCUUAUAGAUGCUUACAAUGUGGAAAAAGCUUCAGAUGGAGGGCUAGCCUUGGUCGCCAUCAAAGUAUUCACACAGGAGAGAAGCCAUAUAGAUGCCUGCAAUGUGGAAAAAGCUUCAGAUGGAGGGGAACCCUUACUUCCCAUGAAAGAAUUCACACAGGGGAGAAACCUUAUAAAUGCCUGGAGUGUGGGGAAAGCUUCAUGGUGGGUGAAAAACUUACUUCCCAUCAAAGGAUCCACACAGGGGAGAAACCAUAUAAAUGCCCAGAGUGUGGGAAAAGCUUCCGAAAGAAUAGAAACCUCACUUACCAUCACAGAAUUCACACAGGGGAGAAGCCAUAUACAUGCUUGGAGUGUGGGAAAAGCUUCCCUCAGAGUUCACAGCUCAUUGUCCACCAAAGAAUUCACACAGGGGAGAAACCAUAUAAAUGUAUGGAGUGUGGGAAAAGCUUCAGUCAGUCUGGAAGUCUUGCUUACCAUCAAAGAAUUCACACAGGGGAGAAACCAUACAAAUGCAUGGAAUGUGGGAAAAGUUUCAGUAGGCAUUCUGAAUUUACUUCCCAUCAAAAAAUUCACACAGGGGAGAAACCAUAUGGAUGCCUGCAUUGUGGGAAAAGUUUCAGACGGAGCGGACAGCUUACUUCCCACCAAAGAACUCACACGGAGAAACCAUAUAAAUGCCUAGAGUGUGGGAAAAGCUUCGCUCAAAGGUGA
This is a messenger RNA of Heteronotia binoei (common prickly gecko), 2601 nucleotides long. Its product is annotated as zinc finger protein 345-like. Lineage: Eukaryota; Metazoa; Chordata; Lepidosauria; Squamata; Gekkonidae. The record is from RefSeq and is a predicted model, not a curated record. Gene Ontology annotation, molecular function: DNA-binding transcription factor activity, RNA polymerase II-specific; RNA polymerase II cis-regulatory region sequence-specific DNA binding. Gene Ontology annotation, biological process: regulation of transcription by RNA polymerase II.